This is a messenger RNA of Mesorhabditis spiculigera, 642 nucleotides long. The record is from the annotation of a GenBank genome assembly. NCBI's taxonomy places the organism in Eukaryota, Metazoa, Nematoda, Chromadorea, Rhabditida, Rhabditidae.
AUGAAAGGUGCCUGGGAUCGCGCCUCGUUCCUCUCGGGACCCGGCAGAUGCGUGCAAUUACUUAUUGCGUUUCACACCGUCAUCAGCCUGUUUAUGAUGAUUCUAAUGUUGAAUAUGGAGCCGGAGAGUGCUAGCGACAGCUUGAGCGCACCUGAGCAAUCCUUCUUUUCCGACCCGCGUGCAGUUUAUUAUGGGCGUUUCCUGGAUAACCCCACCUUUUGGGUAUACUUAACGGGAUCAGCCGUCGUCACCACUAUCGACAACUGGACAACCCCUGCCCUGCUCGGUCACUCGGCAAUAUCGGUGAUGAUUAACGUGUGCGUGACGGAGGGUUAUCGGGAAGCUCUUCUACAUCCUUGUCGCGCAAAAUCCAAGAAACUACCUCCAAAAUAUAAAAUGUCCGGAGUGAUCGAAAAAACGAAGGAGGCUGUAUCCAAUGCGACUGAAGCAGUGAAGGACAAGCUGCAAGGCCUCACCGGGGAGAAGGAGCUGCACAAGGAAGCCGCCCGAGAAAACGCCAGCGAUGCCUUUGAUUUGGCUAAAGGAAAUAAGACGUGCGGAGCCCGGGAGACGACCUAUCGCUCGCCAGAACAAGCCCCGCGCUACACGUUCGAAAACAUCCACGAAGCCCGGCCACAUCCA